AUGGGUGUUGUCUAUCCAUAUGGGCAGCUGGUCCGGGCUACCGCCCGGAACCGCGUCUCAUGCGUCGUCCCCCGACGGACAUUCACCUCGACAGCUGUUUGCCGCGCCGAGAACGAUGGCGGCAAAUCCGACAAGCCUGCCGGGAACAAGAAGGGCUCGCUCUUGUCAUCCAUGAAAAAUUGGGUCCUCGGUGAUAAACCCAAGGCAACUCACACGCCGGCCGCCCCCAAGCGAGAAGAAGGUGGACUCGGAGCCAGCUCGAUUUUCGCCGACGACGUCGGUGCACCCUCUGGCCCCAGGCCCGGCCGGAAGAAGGAGCAGAUCCAGGAGCAAACUGCGGAACAGGCCGAUGUGCCGCUGGAGGAGCGAGACAAGAAGCGUCUGCAGAUGGCGUUGAACCCCAACCCUAGGGCGCAACUCCGAUGGGAGAAGAAGAUGGUCGCCCGUGAGAUUGGGAAACGAGGCCGUAUUCCCGAGCGAGUACAGAUCCAACGAACGGAACGCGAGUCUCUCUCUAAGUCACACUGGUUUAAGACCUCGGUUAAGAAGCUGGGUCCCCUGGCCCGGCAAAUCGCUGGCAAGAACAUCGACGAGGCUAUUCUGCAGAUGCGUUUCAGCAAGAAGAAGGCUGCGCAGGAUGUUCUCGGUCACCUUGAGCACGCAAAGAACGUCGCCAUGGUCCGUGCCGGCAUGGGCCUGCCGGUCGCCGCCGAGUCCGAACGUCCCAAGCCCAUCACCGUCACCCUCAAGUCCGGCGAGCGCAAGAAGAUUUCCGACCCCACAUCUAUCUAUAUCCAACAGGCAUGGGUAAACCGUGGUCCGUACGGAUUCGGUAUGGACCACCGUGCCCGCGGCCAGAUCAACCGCCUUCGACCACCGGCCACUGGUCUCACUGUUCUCUUGAAGGAGGAGAAGACUCGCAUUCGCGAGUGGGAAAAGCGCGAGGCUGAGGCGCUACGGAAGCGGGCCUCCCAGCUCUGGACCCAGCUGCCGGAUCGGAAGAUUUCUGCUCAAAACCAGUAUUACAGCUGGUAA
Molecule: messenger RNA, 1035 nt
Organism: Penicillium argentinense
Lineage: Eukaryota; Fungi; Ascomycota; Eurotiomycetes; Eurotiales; Aspergillaceae
Product: mitochondrial 54S ribosomal protein uL22m
Exons: 2
Coding region: 1-1035 (344 amino acids)
Biological process (GO): ribosome assembly; translation
Cellular component (GO): ribosome; mitochondrial large ribosomal subunit
Molecular function (GO): structural constituent of ribosome
Source: RefSeq, a predicted model, not a curated record